Molecule: messenger RNA, 1044 nt
Organism: Doryrhamphus excisus (bluestripe pipefish)
Lineage: Eukaryota; Metazoa; Chordata; Actinopteri; Syngnathiformes; Syngnathidae
Gene: emc10
Product: ER membrane protein complex subunit 10
Cellular component (GO): EMC complex
Source: RefSeq, a predicted model, not a curated record
GUUAUUGUGAAGGACCACACAGGAAACAGUAUACUGCGGCAUUGUCUUUUAACGCCGGCACACAUUCGAGCAACAAAAUGAAGCCUUUACUUUCAUUUCAAGCCGCAAUUUCUUCUGCUUUGCUGUUCGUGUGUAUCGACUUGGGUCUGUGUAAUAACGGGAGAAGGGUUGGAGAUGUUUCGGACGCAGAACUCAGUGACUUCUCUUUUCCUCUAGAACAUUCUUUUGAAGUUGAUGACCUAGCCAAGUUCCAGGUGCGCGGAUCCCUGGUGCUGCGAGCCGGGAGGGAGCCCGGCGUGUCGCUAAGUCAGAGCCAGCUGUCUGAAGCCGACAGAGUCAAGCUGAAGGAAGUGGCGGCAGUGGACGGUCUGUACCGAAUCCGAGUGCCCCGGGUGUCCCUGCAGGCUGACAGACAGACGGAGCGGCAGAUGGAAGGUUACCUCACCGCCUUUGUCAGAGCUUGCGCCAUGGUGGAGUCCCACCUGAGCGACGUCAUCACCCUCCACACCGACGUAUCGGGCUACGUCAUCGGCGUCUCCAUCGUUACCAUGCCAGGAGCCUGCAGGGGCGCCGAGGUGGAGGACGAGGUGGAUCUGGAAGUCUUCAACACCACGCUCGGCGUUAUGGCCCCCGUCAACGCACCCGGACCUGAGACGGCUCUCUUCCUGGAGCGCAUGGAGCAGGAGUCGGAGAAAAAAGGGAAGAAUCCACAGGAGCAGAAAUCUUUCUUUGCUAAAUAUUGGUAUUUGAUACUGGGAGGCGCUAUCUUCCUCAUGGCCACCAAUUCGGCACAGCCCCCAGCAGGGGGAGGCAGAGAGCAGAGCUGAUGCCCACCGAAUGGAUGUACAUCGUGCCUCUCGUCCUCUUCCUGAUGAUGUCCGGCGCUCAGGACCAGUCAGGGGGCGGAGCUGGGGGCGGAGCCGCCAACGGAGGUGGACGGUGAUCUGACAAACUGAUAACAAGUGAUUGAUUUUUUUUUUUUUUUUCUUUGCAAAUAUUUUGAAGCGCUGUGAAGACGGGAGAAUAAAGUAUUUAUUAACAACU